Molecule: messenger RNA, 2180 nt
Organism: Penicilliopsis zonata CBS 506.65
Lineage: Eukaryota; Fungi; Ascomycota; Eurotiomycetes; Eurotiales; Aspergillaceae
Exons: 2
Coding region: 42-1859 (605 amino acids)
Biological process (GO): proteolysis; protein catabolic process
Cellular component (GO): mitochondrial matrix
Molecular function (GO): ATP hydrolysis activity; ATP binding
Source: RefSeq, a predicted model, not a curated record
CUUUCGUGACCGUUAAAUAUCGUACAAAUCGGUUUAUAACGAUGCGCCGGCUUCCCUUACGGCCUGGCGGCCCUCUUUGCGCCCGUACAUGCUGUUGGUCUCCGAUGUCGCGUGCACGUCUGGUUGUGGCUCGUCGAGAUAUUUCCAGUUCUUCUUCCUCUUUCCCAACCUCAUCCCAAUUCAAUCGAUCGGAUUUCACAAACCAGCCUUUCACAGGAAGCUAUGAGCCUGGCCUACCGACUCCAGGGCCCCUAGCCUCAGCUCCGAUUCUCGGAGCUCCGCAGAUCACACCCAGGAUGUUGAAAAAGUAUCUGGACCAAUUCGUUGUCGGUCAAGAUAGAGCAAAAAAGGUGUUGAGUGUGGCUGUAUUCAAUCAUUAUCAAAGAGUGAGGGAACUGCAGCGACGAGAACAUGAGGCCAUGAAACAGCAGGCCCAGCGCGCCCGGAGGGCGUCUAUUGAGAGCCAUCCGGUAGAGGAUGAAUUCCCUGGCCAACAACGGACAGUCGACAUGUCCGAGGCUCCGCAUCCUCCACAGACGACUUUAGACCCUCCAUCGGCCCUAACAGAAACGGAUACGUCGCCGUUGCAGCUGGAGAAGUCCAAUGUCUUGCUGCUCGGGCCUUCUGGUGUGGGAAAGACAUUGAUGGCGAAAACACUUGCUAAAGUCCUCUCGGUCCCCUUCAGCAUUUCGGACUGCACGCCAUUCACACAGGCUGGGUAUAUCGGAGAAGAUGCCGAUAGUUGCGUACAGAGGCUGCUGGCUGCAGCCAACUACGACGUUCAGCAAGCGGAACGCGGGAUCAUUGUUCUAGAUGAGAUUGACAAGAUCACGGCCGCAAAGAUCAGUCAAACCAAAGAUGUUGGUGGCCGGGGCGUACAGCAGGCGCUGUUGAAGAUCAUCGAAGGAACAACCGUCCAGGUGAUGGCAAGGCCGAAUAGACGAAACAAUGAAACUGGGCCAGAUAUCGAUGUUUCAAACAGUCCCCUUGGGAGACGCCCAGGUGCGCCGGGGACCAUGCCCGGCCAGCAACAAGGAAAGGAGGUUUUCCAAGUCCGCACCGAUAACAUUCUCUUCAUAUGCUCUGGGGCGUUUGUCGGCCUCCAUAAGCUUGUAAUGGACCGGAUAUCGCGCGGCUCAAUUGGCUUUGGGCAGCCGGUUCGAGCAGCGGCCGGUCCCACUGCGAGACUCGAAACAUCACAGGACGGCACCAUUCCCAUACCCAUCAUCCCAGGUUCCGAAGAAGACAUCCUAUAUAAAAAGCACCUUCCUUUCUAUAGUUCAACAACUGACGGCGAGCCGACAUAUUUCAACCCCCUGGACCUUCUAACCCCGUCGGACCUCCAAGAAUAUGGCUUCAUCCCGGAACUUAUCGGUCGUAUCCCCGUGACUGCAGCUCUUUCUACGCUCACCCAACCGUUGCUUCUCCGGGUGCUAACAGAGCCCCGGAACUCCCUUAUCGCACAGUACACGACGCUCUUCUCUCUUUCCGGGAUUGAACUGCGUUUCACAACCCCGGCCCUACACAAGAUUGCAGCCAACGCCUUCUCGAUGGGCACCGGGGCGCGAGCUCUGAGAACGGAGAUCGAAGCCCUCCUAGGCGAUGCAAUGUUCGAGGCGCCUGGGUCGAGUGUGAAGUUCUUGCUUGUGACUGAAGACGUGGCCGAGCGAAAGGAAAAACCCCUUUACUUUGCCAGAGGCCAGGGGAGCAGAUUCAAAGCCAUAAUCUCGGAAGAAGAAAGUGAAUGGGAAAGGAAGAAUCAAUGUGGAAAGAAGGAUCAAGAACCCUCCGUCGAUCAUUCUUCGGACACGGGGAUCUCAAGCUUCCAGGAGUAUCGAAGUCGAGCAGUAGGGUACUAGCCUGGCAGAAGGACGCGUAGUAAUGAACCUCAUCUCUAUUAUAUAGCCUCGGUUUGUCGGCUUGCUUUGGGGGGUCAUUUUGGAUUUACGAACAUAGUACCACUUGCACCGCUUGUUAUGUCGUCACGACGUUAGCGUUUAUUGACGGGGUUGUUUUUCAAGUCAUGAUUUCUUCUAGGCUUUUAGCAAGUAAAUUGAUGUGGCCUAUGAUAUUUGAUGUCUGGGAGAAAAAGAAUUUCGUUUCCAUCGUCCCUGAAGACAAUGGUCUUUCAAGGCUUGUUUAAGCUACCUGAAUGUUCAUAAAUUCCACAAUAAAAUAGA